AACAGUAACAGUGCAGAUUCGGAACUUGUGUGGGCCACACGCACAGGGAAGGACAGAAUUACUGCCAUUGCUCACGAAAUCGACUACUCCUCCCUUCCACCUUCUCUUCGACGUCGGGCAAAACCGAGCGGGGAUCGAUCUAUCAAUCGACGCUUUGUGGGCACCUCGGAUGGUAGGAUCAUCAUCCUGGACGUUACUUCUGGUUACGAAGUCGCUGUUCAUCAAGUUCACAGGCCAUCCAUUGCUGUUAUGGCGAUCUCUCUAUUACCUGGAAACCAGUCUUGCCUUUCUUGUGGAGCUGAUGGUCGAAUGAUGUACGUCAUUUUGGGUUCUGGUGUCUGA
This is a messenger RNA of Hydatigera taeniaeformis, 342 nucleotides long. NCBI's taxonomy places the organism in Eukaryota, Metazoa, Platyhelminthes, Cestoda, Cyclophyllidea, Taeniidae. The record is from the annotation of a GenBank genome assembly.